AUGGAGAUGGUGACUACAAAAUCUGAAUUUAUUAGCCCAGAAAGGCAUAGUUUUAGUAUUAUACAGGGUGAGGCUACGGCGUCUAAGUGUAUCAAAAGAAGGCGAAGAAACCCGUUAGCAUCUACCAGUAAUCAGCAGCCUGAUCAAAAUAAAAUUAUUGCUGCUGGUGCUACUACUACUACUAAGAGAAGCUCAAGAUUUCGUGGCGUAAGCAGACAUAGAUGGACUGGAAGGUAUGAAGCUCACUUAUGGGACAAGGGUUCCUGGAAUCCAACACAAGGGAAGAAAGGAAAACAAGUUUAUCUGGGAGCAUAUGAUGAAGAAGAAUCUGCUGCAAGAGCGUAUGACCUGGCUGCCCUCAAGUACUGGGGAACAUCAACUUUUACCAACUUCCCAGUAGCUGAUUAUGAUAAAGAAAUUGAGAUAAUGAAGACUUUAACAAAAGAGGAAUACUUGGCCUCUUUGAGAAGGAGAAGCAAUGGUUUUUCCAGGGGAGUAUCCAAGUACAGAGGAGUUGCAAGGCACCACCAUAAUGGGAGGUGGGAAGCAAGAAUCGGGAGGGUUUUCGGAAACAAGUAUCUUUAUCUUGGCACUUACGGUACACAAGAGGAGGCAGCUCAUGCAUAUGAUAUUGCUGCAAUUGAAUAUAGAGGGAUCAAUGCAAUCACAAACUUUGAUCUUAGCACAUACAUCAGAUGGCUAAAACCACCACCCAAUCCUCCUCCCUUCACUUUCUCAGGAGAACCAAAUCCAGCCACAGAGUCUACAACAACAACAGCAACAGUAACAGCAACAGCAAAUUGUCUUCAACUGGAUCAAAUAACUGGAAAUAAUCCCAUCUUCCACUCCAAUAUUGCCUAUGCAACUGAAGCCUUACAGACUCCAAAAUACCAUGAUCAAGUCCUCCCCACCACUUCAUCUUCCCCAACAGCGCUCAGUCUCCUCCUCAGGUCUUCCAUAUUCAAAGAGCUGGUUGAGAAGAACUCAAGCGAAACUGAAGAAGAAGAAGGAGAAGAAGGAAAAGAUAAGAUAAUGAGAAAUCAGACUGUUGGAAUUGGGCAGAUUCUGAAUAGCGAAAUUAGUUAUCUUCCAUUGAUGUAUUCUUCCAACAGAAGACUGUUGCCUGGUUUGGAGUCUGAGAAGAGUUGUGCAAUGGAACAAGUUGGUCUCCCUGGAAUGGUCCCUUGA
Molecule: messenger RNA, 1188 nt
Organism: Carica papaya (papaya)
Lineage: Eukaryota; Viridiplantae; Streptophyta; Magnoliopsida; Brassicales; Caricaceae
Biological process (GO): regulation of DNA-templated transcription
Molecular function (GO): DNA binding; DNA-binding transcription factor activity
Source: RefSeq, a predicted model, not a curated record